AUGUUUUCUUUUCAGCUUGUUCUUGUGCUUGGUGACCUCCACAUUCCACAUCGGCAGCAUAGUUUGCCUGCAAAGUUUAAAAAGUUAUUGGUAGGUUGGCCAAGUUUAGCCUCAAAUUCUAUUAUGAACUGACUGCAGCUUAGCUUUUCAGUUUUUCCCAAAUAACAGCUGGAAAUGCAUCUGUUUACACAGGCUAAACAGAUCUGUUUAUCCUUAAUUAUCAACCCUAUAUGAUGCUGUUCAAAUGAAACCUCUUUGCCCUAAAUAUUGCAUAGUCCUUUUUAUGUCAUUGGAUAUUUAAUUAACAAAUUUUUAUGUGAACUUUGACUUUGACAUACUAAAAUGAUGAGUAAAAUGUUUAACAAUAUUUUACACUGUUACUUAAUUUAGGUAAUGUAUUUAUGCUAAUUCUAUAUUUUACUCGCACUUGAACAUGACCUUGCAGAGGUUGAAACAUCUUGACUUUUUCACGUUAACUUUUAUCACAAAAUGUAUACUUUUAGGUUCCAGGUAAAAUACAACACAUUCUCUGUACUGGUAAUCUAUGCACUAAGGAUUCUUAUGAUUACCUGAAGACACUGGCCAGUGAUGUUCAUGUUGUUAGAGGAGAUUUUGACGAGGCAAGUCUUUGA
This is a messenger RNA of Porites evermanni, 632 nucleotides long. Lineage: Eukaryota; Metazoa; Cnidaria; Anthozoa; Scleractinia; Poritidae. The record is from the annotation of a GenBank genome assembly.